This is a messenger RNA of Stegastes partitus (bicolor damselfish), 1640 nucleotides long. RefSeq lists its product as uncharacterized. The record is from RefSeq and is a predicted model, not a curated record. The transcript is spliced from 3 exons. The annotation marks the transcript as partial. Lineage: Eukaryota; Metazoa; Chordata; Actinopteri; Pomacentridae.
UUUUCCUUUUGAUAAAGACUAUGUGUCAAAUGUUUUUAUUUGUGAUGCUUUCAGUGUCGUGCCUCAGGUAUCAGGACCGUCAGAAGAAACCAGGUUCUUGGAGGAUCUGUUCUGUGCAGCAGCAGAGAGAGAAAAACAGACAGGAGAGAAGAUACUGGACCUGUUAAUAUCAGUGUGCACCUACAAAAGUUUCCCUCUAAAACAGAAGUGGUGUGAUUUCCUCCUGGACCUGUAUUCUCAUGUGGCUGAAAAAGGUUUAAGUGUUCUUCCAUCAUUACAGCUAGUUUUCCAGUCUGGUCCUGGAGUCUGGUUCAUAGAUCUCUCAGAGAGAAAGUCCUCCAUCCUCCUGGAAGUGCUGAAACUCCAUUCAGAGAAGAAAGAAGUGAAACUGACAGGCUGCUCACAUGAAGAGAGUGAAGUGAGGAGUUUCCUGCAGUGUCUGCCUUAUAUCUCACAGCUCAGUUUUGUUUCUCUGAAAUCAGAUGUUAAUGAAGAAACCAGAUUCUUGGGGAGACUGUUCUGUUCAGCAGCAGAGAAAGAAAAGCAGACUGGAGAGAAGAUACUGGACCUGUUAAUAUCAGUGUGCACCUACAAAACUAUCCCUCUCAGACAGAAGUGGUGUGAUUUCCUCCUGGACCUGUUUUCUCAUGUGGCUGAAACAGGUUUGAGUGUCCUUCCAUCAUUACAGUCAGUUUUCCAGUCUGGUCCUGCAGUCUGGUUUAUAAACCUCUCAGAGAUAAAGACCUCCAUCCUCCUGGAAGUGCUGAAACUCCAAUCAGAGAAGAAACAAGUGAAACUGACAGACUGGUCACAUGAAGAGAGUGAAGUGAGGAGUUUCCUGCAGUGUCUGCCUUAUAUCUCACAGCUCAGUGUUCGUCAGUGGUCAAAACGUGAUGACUUCACAAGGUUGCUGGGGGAUCUGUUCUGUGCAGCAGCAGAGAGAGAACAGCAGACAGGAGAGAAGAUAGUGGAGCUGUUAUCAUCAGUGUGCACCUAUAAAACAUUUCCUUUUCGUGACAUAUACAUGGAUUUUGAUGAUGAUAUUAUACAUCAGUGUAAUACCCUGCUGGAUCUGUGCUCCCAUGUGAAGAACUGUGAAACGAAAACCGGUUUAAGUGUCCUUCCAUCAUUACAGUCAGUUUUCCAGUCUGGUCCUGAAGUCUGGUUCAUAGAUCUCUCAGAGAGAAAGACCUCCAUUCUCCUGGAAGUGCUGAAACUCCAGUCAGAGAAGAAACAAGUGGAACUGACAGGCUGCUCACAUGAAGAGAGUGAAGUGAGGAGUUUCCUGCAGUGUCUGCCUUAUAUCUCACAGCUCAGGUAAAUGACUUGUACUUUACAUGAUUCACUCUACACAAUAAGAAAUCUGUAGAAUUCUAACUUUAUUGUACUGUUCUAAAAUUUCCUGUGAUCUUUGUUUGUCAUCAUGAUUAGAUUACUAUAAUGUGAGUUUAUUCACAAGGGGUCAUAUUUCAGUUAAAUUUAAUCUGUGGUCCAAUUCAAAUAUAGUGGUAAACUCUUACACCACUAUAUUUAUGUGUUCAUUGUUGUUGUCAGUUGCCUUUGAAUCAGAGAUUUUACAUACAUGUUGGAUCAGAUUUGAUUUAGAUUGUUGUUUUCGUGUCUUUUGAUUGAUUCUUUCU